UUGUGUGAGCAUUGUUUCAAUGGAGGAAAAUAUCUACUUCAUUGCUUUCUUUUAGCUCUUCUUACUAACAAAGCAGCCUCUCAUCUUUUUCAAUCCAACGCCAAUGCCAAUCAAAAGGUUAAUACUGGAUUUAAUUUCUUGUCUUUUUUUUUUUUUUUAAAUUUCCAUUGGUGAUGAACUUCAUUUUAAAAAAAAUAAAAAUUGUAAUCGGUGAAUAUUCGGAGCUAUAUUGUGUAUAUGGGUGACCGACUUAAAGAUGGAGCUUCCACAGCUUUGCUUCACAGCAGCAUGGUACAAGAUGUUUUUGGCAGUGAGUCGAAGACAGUGCUGUACUGCUACAAAAAGAGUUUUAAUGGGUUCGUGGUGGAUUUGACUGAGGAAGAAGCACAAAAAAUGGCCGGAAUAAAGGGUGUAGUAUCAGUGUUUCCAAAUGAAAAGAGAAAACUACAUACAACAAGGUCAUGGGAUUUUAUGGGAUUCCCUCAACAAGUUGAAAGAGCAACCAUGGAAAGUGAUGUUAUCAUUGGUGUUUUAGACAUUGGAAUUUGGCCUGAAUCUCUAAGCUUUGAUGACAAAGGACUUGGUCCACCUCCUUCCAAAUGGAAAGGCAGUUGCCAAUUUCAACCACAAGACAAUUUCACUUGCAACAACAAGAUCAUAGGUGCAAAAUAUUACCGCAGCGAUGGACUGCUUUUACCGGAUGACUUUGAAUCUCCGAGAGACAGCGACGGUCAUGGGACUCAUACUGCUUCCACGGCAGCCGGGAAUUUAGUUGAUGGUGCAAGUCUCUACGGCUUUGGUUCAGGAACAGCUCGAGGAGGGGUUCCAUCAGCACGCAUCGCGGUGUACAAAAUAUGUUGGUCCGAUGGUUGUCAGGAUGCCGACAUUCUCGUAGGAUUCGAUGAUGCGAUCUCUGAUGGAGUCGAUAUUAUAUCAAUUUCAGUCGAAGGAGGACGGACUGGAGACUAUUUCGAACAUGCGAUCGAUGUCGCAUCUUUUCACGCCAUGAAAAACGGUAUACUGACCGUAAUUUCGGCGGGUAACGAUGGCCCUAGACGUUCAACGAUCUCUAAUUUCUCACCGUGGUCGCUUUCCGUGGUAGCUAGCACCAUUGAUCGUAAGUUUUCCACCAAGGUUCAACUUGGCAACAACAAGAUUUAUGAGGGAGUAUCAAUAAAUACAUUUGAUCUCAAGAAUAAAACGUACCCUAUGAUUUAUGGCGGAGACGCAGCAAACACUACUUCAACAUCUACUAUAUCAUCGAGAUUCUGUUUUCCGAAUUCAUUGGAUAAAAAUUUGGUGAAGGGUAAGAUUGUUCUUUGUGAUACGAUACUUACUAACGGGAUAGGAGCCCUUUUGGCUGGUGCAGCUGGGACCGUGGCUCGAGACCAGGGCAACAAUAUUGACUAUUCUAGCCUUUUUCCUUUGCCUGCAUCUUGUUUUAACUUGAUUGACGGUCGCAACAUUUUUGAGUACGUAAACUCCACCAGGGGUAUCCGGCCCUUGGCCCUUGGCCUUCGCCAAGACUCCUUCGUGGACCGUGGUCGGAGUAGCGUAAAGCCU
Molecule: messenger RNA, 1563 nt
Organism: Gossypium raimondii (Peruvian cotton)
Lineage: Eukaryota; Viridiplantae; Streptophyta; Magnoliopsida; Malvales; Malvaceae
Product: cucumisin
Exons: 7
Biological process (GO): proteolysis
Molecular function (GO): serine-type endopeptidase activity
Source: RefSeq, a predicted model, not a curated record